Molecule: messenger RNA, 5241 nt
Organism: Linum tenue
Lineage: Eukaryota; Viridiplantae; Streptophyta; Magnoliopsida; Malpighiales; Linaceae
Source: the annotation of a GenBank genome assembly
CCAAAUGGACGAAUUACGAUCAGUGGUUUGGUUUGAAUUGAAUACCCUUUCUCCCUCUCUCGCUCUCUGGGUUUUUGUUUUUUAAUGCACUGGUUAUCUGUGCGUGAUUAUGGUGGACAAGGCGCCAGCCAGCCCACAUAAGAUGAGGUAGACGAGCUUUCAGAGGGCAGCCGCAAAAGAGGCGAGAGGGAGAGGAAGAAGGAGGAGGAGAAAAUGGGUGUUUCUACUGCUGGUAGUAGUAGCAGUUCAUCAUCAUCAUGGCUGUCUUCUUUGACCUGCGACCCCGGCGGCUCGAUUCAGGUUGACCAUUCAUCAUCGUCCUCCUCCUCGCCGCUUCAAUGGCUGAGAUUCAUCUUGCUCUCCCCAUGCCCGCAGCGGCUCAUGCUUUCAUCCCUCGACACACUCUUCCUUCUCCUCCUCUGCAUCUUCGCCCUCCACAAGCUUUUCACCACUCUGUUUUCCUCCUCCCGCCGACGCCGCCAGCAGCACGUCAAUGGCGACUUCUCCGAUUCCACCGUCGACAAGCCCCUCUUACAAUCCAGUGGUCCGGCCGUGGUCACCACCGACGCUUGGUUUAAGGUCGCGCUCGCCGCCACCGCCGUCUCUGCCGCCUGCUCCGUCGUCCCCUGCAUUCUCGCCUUCACCGGCGGCGAGACAGAGGCAGAGUCCUCGCCGCCGGGGUACUGGAAGCUGCUCAACGGGGUUUGCUGGUUGAUUCAGGCCGCGACGCAUCUGAUCGUCGCGGUUCUGAUCAUCCACGAGAGGAGAUUCCGAGCGAUUCGGCACCCUCUCUCCCUCCGAGUCUACUGGGUCCUCAACUUCGCCGUCGCUGCUCUGUUCGCGUCGUCGGGGAUUUUCCGAUUGGUCGCCGGCGGCGACGAUCGUUCCAACUUAAUUGCAGACGACGUCGUUUCAAUAAUCGCUUUUGUCGUCUCUAUUCCUCUCCUCGCCGUCGCCGUAAGAGGGUUUACUGGAGUUGGGGUUUCAUCAGGAAUCAAAUUAGCAGAUCCUCUUUUGGAAGAUGAGGAAGAAGAAGAGGGGAAAUUGCCAGCUAGCGCUUUUGCUUCAGCUUCCAUAUUCUCGAAGGCGUUUUGGUUUUGGAUGAACCCACUUUUGGGGAAAGGCUAUAAAACCCCAUUGAAGCUCGAAGACGUCCCCAGUCUCGCCCCCAGCGACAGAGCCGCCGCCAUCACCCGCCUCUGGGACGCCUCCUGGCCGGGAGAGAAAUGCCAGAACCCAGUUCGCACAACCAUCCUCCGCAUGUUCUGGAGGGAAAUCGCCUUCACCGCCUUCCUCGCCAUAGUCCGAUUGUGCGUAACCUACGUCGGCCCGGUUCUGAUUCAGGAUUUCGUCGAUUACACGAGCGGGAAGCGGAGUUCUCCCUACGAAGGCUAUUACCUCAUCCUCACCCUUCUGGCGGCCAAAUUCCUCGAGGUAUUGACAACCCACCAGUUCAAUUUCAAUACCCAGAAGCUCGGGAUGCGGAUUCGCUCCUCCCUGAUUACAGCGCUCUACAGAAAGGGGCUGCGGCUGUCGUGCUCGGCUCGUCAAGCUCAUGGAGUUGGGCAGAUUGUUAAUUACAUGGCGGUGGAUGCGCAGCAGCUCUCUGACAUGAUGCUCCAGCUCCACGCCAUUUGGUUGAUGCCCUUUCAAGUUGGGGCUGCGUUGAUUCUUCUGUACGGAGCUUUGGGAGCUUCCACUCUCACUGCACUGGUUGGGAUUGUGGCGGUGCUGUUGUUUGUGUUCUUCGGCACCAAGAGGAACAAUAGGUUCCAGUUCAACCUGAUGCAGAAUCGGGAUUCGAGGAUGAAGGCCACCAACGAGAUGUUGAAUUACAUGAGGGUGAUCAAGUUCCAAGCUUGGGAGGAGCACUUCCAGAAGAGGAUCCAAGGGUUCAGGGAUUCGGAGUACUCGUGGCUGUCCAAGUUCUUGUACUCCAUUGCUGGGAACCUGCUGGUGAUGUGGUGUACUCCUCUGCUGAUCUCCACUAUUACUUUCGGUACUGCGAUCUUGCUGGGUGUGCCGCUGAGUGCUGGCACGGUUUUCACCACGACUUCGAUAUUCAAGAUUCUUCAGGAACCCAUCAGGACUUUCCCGCAGUCGAUGAUCUCGAUCUCGCAGGCGAUGAUAUCGCUCGGGAGGUUGGAUAAGUACAUGCUGAGCAAAGAGCUGGUGGAGGAGAGUGUGGAGAGGGCAGAAGGGUGUGAUGGUAGGGUGGCUGUGGAGAUUCAGGAAGGUGUGUUCAGUUGGGACGAUGAAGCUGAGGAGCCGAUUCUGAAAGAAAUUAAUGUGAAGAUCCAGAAAGGUGAGCUUACAGCAAUUGUUGGAACUGUUGGGUCAGGCAAGUCCUCUCUGCUUGGCGCUGUUCUUGGUGAGAUGCACAAGAUUGCUGGCAAGGUGAGCGUGUGUGGAUCAACUGCGUAUGUGGCUCAAACUUCAUGGAUUCAGAAUGGGACCAUCGAAGAGAACAUUCUGUUCGGUCUGCCCAUGGACAGGAGCAAGUACAAUGAGGUAGUGAGGGUGUGUUGCUUGGAGAAGGACUUGGAAAUGAUGGAGUUUGGUGAUCAGACCGAGAUUGGCGAGAGAGGGAUUAACCUUAGUGGUGGACAGAAGCAGCGGAUCCAGCUUGCCAGGGCGGUUUAUCAGGAUUGCGACAUCUAUCUGCUUGAUGAUGUUUUCAGUGCCGUGGAUGCUCAUACUGGCACUGACAUAUUUAAGGAAUGCGUGCGAGGAGCAUUGAAAGGCAAAACCAUCUUGCUUGUGACCCACCAAGUAGAUUUCUUGCACAAUGUUGAUCUUAUAAUGGUGAUGAGAGAUGGGAAGAUUGUGCAAUCCGGGAAGUACGAUGAGAUGCUGGGAUUAGGGACGGAUUUCGAGUCACUGGUAGCUGCUCACGACACUGCUAUGGAACUCGUGGAAGCUGGCCAUAAUAACUCAAAUGGUGGUGAAGAAAAUGGCCCCAAAUCGCCAGGAGGAGCUCCUUUCAGCCCUGGAAGAGAAGCUGCAAACGGCAGUAGUGACAACAAGGUCUCGUCAUCAGAACAACAACCUAAAUCGGAGGAAGGAACUUCCAAGCUGAUUGAAGAAGAGGCUCGAGAGACGGGCCAGGUCGGGGUGCACGUUUAUAAGCAGUACAUCACAGAGGCAUUUGGAUGGUGGGGUGUAGUAGCUGCGGUGGCAUUAUCCUUAGUCUGGCAAGGGUCUCAAAUGGCCGGAGAUUACUGGUUGGCCUAUGAGACUUCCUCCGACAGAGCUACAGCAUUCAACCCGACCAUAUUCAUUUCCGUGUAUACAAUCAUCGCAGUUAUAUCAGUGGUUCUGUUGGGAUUCAGAUCAUACUUUGUCACUCUGAUGGGACUCAAGACCUCCCAAAUUUUCUUCAAUGGUAUCCUUAACAGCAUCUUGAGGUCUCCAAUGUCCUUCUUCGAUACCACACCAUCCGGAAGAAUUCUGAGCCGGGCUUCAACUGAUCAAGCAAAUAUCGACCUCUUCCUUCCAUUUAUGUUGUCGCUCACAAUGGCCAUGUACAUCACAGUGCUCAGCAUCUUAAUUGUGAUUUGUCAAAAUGCCUGGCCAACUGUGUUUUUGGUGAUUCCUCUUGGUUGGCUCAACAUUUGGUUCAGGGGCUACUUUCUGGCAACAUCUCGAGAGCUGACGCGACUCGACUCAAUCACAAAAGCCCCAGUAAUUCAUCAUUUCUCCGAAAGCAUAGCCGGGGUAAUGACCAUCCGGUCUUUCAGAAAGGGAAGCAGGUUUUGCCAGGAGAAUGUCCGGAAAGUGGAUUCCAACUUGAGGAUGGACUUCCACAACAACGGUUCUAAUGAGUGGUUGGGACUUCGGCUGGAGCUUAUCGGCAGCGUCCUCCUCUGCUCUUCUGCCAUCCUCUUGAUCGUCUUGCCUAGCAGCAUCGUUAAUCCAGCCAACGUUGGAUUGACGCUGUCAUACGGGCUGUCCCUGAACUCGGUGCUGUUCUACGCGAUAUACAUGAGCUGCUUCGUCGAAAACAGGAUGGUUUCGGUGGAGAGGGUGAAGCAGUUCACCAACAUCCCAUCGGAGGCAGCCUGGAGGAUCAAAGACCGCAAGGCACCUUCCAACUGGCCUACUGAAGGGCGAGUAGACCUUCGCGAGUUGCAGGUCAGGUACCGCCCCAACACUCCCUUGGUGCUCAAAGGGAUCACACUCAGCAUUAAGGGCGGGGAGAAGGUUGGGAUUGUAGGGCGGACUGGGAGCGGGAAAUCCACUCUGGUCCAAGUGUUCUUCAGGCUGGUGGAGCCAACUGCCGGGAGGAUCAUCAUCGACGGGAUAGACAUCUCCAUGCUCGGUCUCCAUGAUCUCCGGUCCAGGUUCGGGAUCAUCCCUCAGGAACCUGUUCUCUUUGAAGGCACCGUCAGGAGCAAUGUGGACCCUAUCGGAGACUACUCCGAUGAGGAGAUUUGGAAGAGUCUGGAGCGCUGCCAACUGAAGGAUGUAGUAGCUGCCAAGCCUGAAAAGCUGGACGCUCCUGUGAUCGACAGUGGCGAAAACUGGAGCGUGGGGCAGAGGCAGCUGCUCUGCCUGGGGAGGGUGCUGCUGAAGAAGAGCAGGCUGCUGUUCAUGGACGAAGCCACGGCUUCCGUGGAUUCCAAGACGGACGCCGUGAUACAGAGGAUCAUAAGGGAGGAUUUCGGGUCGUGCACUAUAAUCAGCAUUGCUCACAGGAUCCCAACCGUCAUGGACUGCGACCGCGUCCUCGUUGUGGAUGCUGGACUGGCCAAGGAAUUCGAUACGCCGUCGAACCUGCUGGAACGACCAUCCCUGUUUGCUGCAUUGGUGCAGGAAUACGCUAAUCGAUCGGCUGGAUUAUAAUCAUCAGCAUCCUCGUCGUCGUCAUGCUUACUCGUAACACGAAAUGCCUGCAUCUAUGCACUGUAGUCCUUCCUUUUGCCUGUCUGUAGUCUUAAGUUGGAGGAGCAUAAAAAGAGGAUAAUGGCUGCAAUUUUUACCAAGUUCAAAUCUGUCAGAUAAAAAGGUUCUGCAUUACUCUCCAUUAUUGUAAUUGUAAGAAUAAUCUCCGGACUCUGCCCCAAAUGUAGCCAAGGGUUUUAGACCGCAGAAGCUAGGCAGAUAUGAAUCUCACACUUCUCACUAAUAUGCAAUCCUAGUAGCAAUGGAUCAUUUCGUUAUCCUUCUCGUUUCGCGGCUUAUGGGGUUGUCGUUACUAACUUCCAUGAACAGGUUGUUUAACUGCAGGGUCGGCUCUUC